Messenger RNA from Clonostachys rhizophaga, 1143 nucleotides. NCBI's taxonomy places the organism in Eukaryota, Fungi, Ascomycota, Sordariomycetes, Hypocreales, Bionectriaceae. The record is from the annotation of a GenBank genome assembly.
AUGGCGCCUUCAGCAACCGAAACGGUCAACCAAUUGGCCGCCGACGCCAGCAAGCUCAAGUUGUACGCCGGUGGCGUCGACCACGCCUACAAGGAACUCUCCCCUGUCGCCUUCUCCAAGGACGUUGAGGAGAAGGGCUCCGACGAGCACAAAGCCGCAAAGUAUCCCAACUAUCUUCCCACCUGGAACAAGGACCAAGUCUACCCUGCCCUUGAGCCCUUCGAGCACUACGACCACGGCAAGGAUGCCGACCCAGCCUUCCCCAACCUCCUCCCCUCCUCAGCCAAGGUAACGCACCUCACGCCCACCAUCGGCACCGAGGUCGACGGCAUCCAGCUGAGCAAGCUGUCCGAGGCUGGCAAGAACGAGCUCGCCCGCUUCGUAGCCGAGCGCAAGGUCGUCGCCUUCCGCAAGCAGGACUUCGCCGACCUGCCCAUCAGCGAGGCCCUCGACUUCGGCGGCUACUUCGGCCGCCACCACAUCCACCCCACAUCCGGCUCCCCCGCCGGCCACCCGGAGGUUCACCUGGUCCACCGCGCCGCCGGCGACAAGUCCCACGAGACCUUCUUCAAGAGCCGCGUCAGCUCCGUCGCGUGGCACUCGGACGUCUCCUACGAGCAGCAGCCCCCCGGCACCACCUUCCUCUACAACCUCGACAUCCCGGAGACGGGCGGCGACACCCUCUUCACCGACGCUGCCGAGGCCUACAACCGCCUGUCCCCCGCUUUCCAGAAGCUCCUCCACGGCCUCAAGGCCAGGCACUCGGGCAUCGAGCAGGUCAACGCCAGCGUAAGGAAGGGCAGCAUCAAGCGCCGUGAGCCCGUCGUCAACGAGCACCCUAUCGUGCGAACACACCCCGUCACAGGCGCCAAGGCACUGUAUAUUAACCCCCAGUUCACUCGCGACAUCGUCGGUCUGAAGAAGGAAGAAUCAGAUGCCAUCCUGAACUUCCUGUACGAGCACAUCGCAUGGGGCGCAGAUUUCCAGGCUCGCGUCAAGUGGGAGGAGUCGACCGUCGUCGUGUGGGAUAACCGCCUGACCCAGCACACGGCUCUUGUUGAUUGGAAGUCCGGUCAGCGCCGACAUCUCGCCCGUAUCACACCCCAGGCUGAGCGGCCAUUUGAGACACCUUUCGAGGGUUAA